Messenger RNA from Penicillium canariense, 3363 nucleotides. Its product is annotated as beta strand repeat-containing protein. The record is from RefSeq and is a predicted model, not a curated record. Lineage: Eukaryota; Fungi; Ascomycota; Eurotiomycetes; Eurotiales; Aspergillaceae. The coding region runs from base 1 to 3363 and encodes 1120 amino acids. The transcript has a single exon. Gene Ontology annotation, biological process: semaphorin-plexin signaling pathway. Gene Ontology annotation, molecular function: semaphorin receptor activity.
AUGCCUACCGCACCUACUAUCACUAUAAUCAACCCUACGAUUGGCCCUGCUACUGGAUUCACUGCUGUUACUAUUAGUGGCUCUGGUUUCACAAACGCUACGGCAGUGACCUUCGGCUCAACUGCUGCCCUCGCAUUUACUGUGUUGUCCGAUACUCUGAUCAGUGCGGUUGUUCCGCCAGGCCCUGGCGGUGGUGGUAGUGUCUCUGUCGUUGUCGCUGGUCUCGGCGGUACCAGUGCUACGGGCGUGAACUACACCUAUCUACCUCCGCCUGUUGUCACCUCUGUGAACCCGUCCAGCGGCCCUGCUGCUGGUGGAUAUACUGUUGCCAUGAGUGGCUCUGGGUUCACAAACACACAGGUUGUGUUUUUCGGCGCAAGUACUGCCGCCUCAUUUACGGUGGUGUCCGACACGCAGAUCAGAGCGGUUGUUCCGCCAGGCCCUAGCGGUGGUGGUAGUGUCUCUGUCGUUGUCGCUGGUCUCGGCGGUACUAGUGCUACGGGCGUGAACUACACCUAUCUACCUGCGCCUGUUGUCACCUCUGUGAACCCGUCCAGCGGCCCUGCUGCUGGUGGAAAUACUGUUACCAUGAGUGGCUCUGGGUUCACUAACACACAGGUUGUGUUUUUCGGCGCAAGUACUGCCGCCUCAUUUACGGUGGUGUCCGACACGCAGAUCAGAGCGGUUGUUCCGCCAGGCCCUAGCGGUGGUGGUAGUGUCUCUGUCGUUGUCGCUGGUCUCGGCGGUACUAGUGCUACGGGCGUGAACUACACCUAUCUACCUGCGCCUGUUGUCACCUCUGUGAACCCGUCCAGCGGCCCUGCUGCUGGUGGAAAUACUGUUACCAUGAGUGGCUCUGGGUUCACUAACACACAGGUUGUGUUUUUCGGCGCAAGUACUGCCGCCUCAUUUACGGUGGUGUCCGACACGCAGAUCAGAGCGGUUGUUCCGCCAGGCCCUGGCGGUGGUGGUAGUGUCUCUGUCGUUGUCGCUGGUCUCGGCGGUACCAGUGCUACGGGCGUGAACUACACCUAUCUACCUCCGCCUGUUGUCACCUCUGUGACCCCGUCCAGCGGCCCUGCCGCUGGAGGGAACGUUGUUACCAUUAGUGGCUCUGGGUUCACUAACACACAGGUUGUGUUUUUCGGCGCAAGUACUGCCGCCUCAUUUACUGUGUUGUCCGAUACUCUGAUCAGUGCGGUUGUUCCGCCAGGCCCUGGCGGUGGUGGUAGUGUCUCUGUCGUUGUCGCUGGUCUCGGCGGUACUAGUGCCGCUGGCGUGAACUACACCUAUAUACCUGCACCUGUUGUCACCUCUGUGACCCCGUCCAGCGGCCCUGCCGCUGGAGGGAACGUUGUUACUAUCAGUGGCUCUGGUUUCACCAACACCACAACAGUGGCCUUCGGCUUAACUGCUGCUACCUCAUUUACGGUGACCUCCGACAGUGAGAUAACUGCAGUGGUUCCCACCGGCCCACCCGGCGGCGGUGCUGUCGAUGUCCUUGUUACCGCUCUCGGCGGUACUAGUGCCGCUGGCGUGAACUACACCUAUAUACCUGCACCUGUCGUUACCUCUGUGAACCCUACGAUUGGCCCUGCUACUGGAUUCACUGCUGUUACUAUUAGUGGCUCUGGUUUCACGAACGCUACGGCAGUGACCUUCGGCUCAACUGCUGCCCUCGCAUUUACUGUGUUGUCCGAUACUCUGAUCAGUGCGGUUGUUCCGCCAGGCCCUGGCGGUGGCGGUAGUGUCUCUGUCGUUGUCACUGGUCUCGGCGGUACCAGUGCUACGGGCGUGAACUACACCUAUCUACCUCCGCCUGUUGUCACCUCUGUGAACCCGUCCAGCGGCCCUGCUGCUGGAGGAAAUGUUGUUACCAUUAGUGGCUCUGGGUUCACUAACACACAGGUUGUGUUUUUCGGCGCAAGUACUGCCGCCUUAUUUACGGUGGUGUCCGACUCGCAGAUCAGUGCGGUUGUUCCGCCAGGCCCUGGCGGUGGUGGUAGUGUCUCUGUCGUUGUCGCUGGUCUCGGCGGUACUAGUGCCGCUGGCGUGAACUACACCUAUAUACCUGCACCUGUCGUUACCUCUGUGAACCCUACGAUUGGCCCUGCUACUGGAUUCACUGCUAUUACUAUUAGUGGCUCUGGUUUCACGAACGCUACGGCAGUGACCUUCGGCUCAACUGCUGCCCUCGCAUUUACUGUGUUGUCCGAUACUCUGAUCAGUGCGGUUGUUCCGCCAGGCCCUGGCGGUGGCGGUAGUGUCUCUGUCGUUGUCGCUGGUCUCGGCGGUACCAGUGCUACGGGCGUGAACUACACCUAUCUACCUCCGCCUGUUGUCACCUCUGUGAACCCGUCCAGCGGCCCUGCUGCUGGAGGAAAUGUUGUUACCAUUAGUGGCUCUGGGUUCACUAACACACAGGUUGUGUUUUUCGGCGCAAGUACUGCCGCCUUAUUUACGGUGGUGUCCGACUCGCAGAUCAGUGCGGUUGUUCCGCCAGGCCCUGGCGGUGGUGGUAGUGUCUCUGUCGUUGUCGCUGGUCUCGGCGGUACUAGUGCCGCUGGCGUGAACUACACCUAUAUACCUGCACCUGUCGUUACCUCUGUGAACCCUACGAUUGGCCCUGCUACUGGAUUCACUGCUAUUACUAUUAGUGGCUCUGGUUUCACGAACGCUACGGCAGUGACCUUCGGCUCAACUGCUGCCCUCGCAUUUACUGUGUUGUCCGAUACUCUGAUCAGUGCGGUUGUUCCGCCAGGCCCUGGCGGUGGCGGUAGUGUCUCUGUCGUUGUCGCUGGUCUCGGCGGUACCAGUGCUACGGGCGUGAACUACACCUAUCUACCUCCGCCUGUUGUCACCUCUGUGAACCCGUCCAGCGGCCCUGCUGCUGGAGGAAAUGUUGUUACCAUUAGUGGCUCUGGGUUCACUAACACACAGGUUGUGUUUUUCGGCGCAAGUACUGCCGCCUCAUUUACGGUGGUGUCCGACUCGCAGAUCAGUGCGGUUGUUCCGCCAGGCCCUGGCGGUGGUGGUAGUGUCUCUGUCGUUGUCGCUGGUCUCGGCGGUACUAGUGCCGCUGGCGUGAACUAUACCUAUAUACCUGCACCUGUUGUCACCUCUGUGACCCCGUCCAGCGGCCCUGCCGCUGGAGGGAACGUUGUUACUAUCAGUGGCUCUGGUUUCACCAACACCACAACAGUGGCCUUCGGCUUAACUGCUGCUACCUCAUUUACGGUGACCUCCGACAGUGAGAUAACUGCAGUGGUUCCCACCGGCCCACCCGGCGGCGGUGCUGUCGAUGUCCUUGUUACCGCUCUCGGCGGUACUAGUGCCGCUGGCGUGAACUACACCUACGUGUGA